Messenger RNA from Ruditapes philippinarum (Manila clam), 3040 nucleotides. RefSeq lists its product as uncharacterized. Gene Ontology annotation, molecular function: zinc ion binding; ubiquitin-protein transferase activity. The transcript is spliced from 2 exons. Gene Ontology annotation, cellular component: chromatin; nucleoplasm. The record is from RefSeq and is a predicted model, not a curated record. Gene Ontology annotation, biological process: positive regulation of DNA-templated transcription. NCBI's taxonomy places the organism in Eukaryota, Metazoa, Mollusca, Bivalvia, Venerida, Veneridae. The coding region runs from base 63 to 1847 and encodes 594 amino acids.
AAUGUUGGCAAUCAUUGAGAAAACAUAAAAUUAUAACUGAAUUAAAUUUCUUAAAAUAAAAAAUGGCUACAGGAGGUAGUGUAGAUAUUAAUAUUGGUGUUCUUCACGAUGAAGAAUUUGAUUUUCCUUGUACAAUGUGUUUAAAGAAGAACAGAAACAAAGAAGCAAAAUAUUUCUGUGUAAAUUGUAAUGACAAUUAUUGUGAUACAUGUAUCAAAGUUCAUGACGAAGUGCCUGCACUUUCCAGACAUAGGAAAGAACAUAUUACGCUGUCAUCACCACCAACAAAAACAAAUUCGGGUACGAGUCAUGUUUCAACAGAAAAGUGUGACUUACACCGUCAAAAUGCUAUUGAUAUGUAUUGCCGCGACCAUGAUUAUGUUGGAUGUGGAACUUGUAUUGCUAUUGAUCAUAAACAAUGUGAGAACACAUUUUAUAUACCAGAAUAUUUAAAGACAAAGAAAAAGAUUUCAACAAAACAUGUAAAAAAGGAAGUAGCUGAAACUUUAUCAGAACUAAAUGACAAUCUUAAAGAACUUAAACAACUGAAGCAAGAACGUCUGAAUCACAAAGCUUCAAUACUUCGGUCUAUAAGUCAGUUUAGAAAAGAAAUAAACGACAGGAUUAAUGAAUUGGAAAAGAAAACAGAAGCUAUCGCAGUUACGAGAUUCGAUUGUAUCGUAGCCGAGUUGGAAAAGAAAAUAAAAAAAUAUGAAUCGAUGGAAAAGAGCUUAAUAACAAUAAAAGACAGUAUUAUGUCGAAGGAGAAUAAUAAGUUCCAAAAAUUAAUUUCUGUCACAAAAGCUAAACAUAUGACUAGGCAUGCCAAUAGAGUUAUGCAUAGGUCUAAAGCUUUAGUUGCAGACAUUUGUCUAAACGUUAACCAUCAGCUACGAUCAAUGCUAAAGAAAAUAGAUUCUCUGGGAACAAUCAGUCAAAGGGAACCAAAAGCUAUAUUUGGAGUUGGAAAAUGCAAUACAUUUUGUAUCAAGGAAGACAGCGAUGAAGAGGAUUGCAGCAUUACAAGUGCAUGUACCCUUCAUAAUGGAAUGGUUGUGUUGUCUGACGCCGGAAAUAAGAAACUGAAACGUUUAGAAUGUGGUACCUUUACUGUUGUAGACUGCUGUGAACUAUGUGAAGAACCAAUGCAAGUGUGUGCAACUUCUAUGGAUGAGGUGGCAGUGAGUUUACCCUUUCAGAGGGAAGUGCAGUUUGCUACUUGUGAAGACGAAUUGACUCUGACACGGACAAUAGAAACUGACUUCGAAUGCUGUGGUCUUUCCUUCGCUAAUGGUAACUUGUACAUAUCUGACAGAAGUGAAUUUGUAUAUGUAUUCAAUUUAUCCGGACAAAAACUGCUACAAUACAACAUAGAUCAACCAGGCUACCUAUUAUCACGGUACAUAAGCAGUAUAUCUAUCAGUCAUGAUGGAUCUAGAAUAUAUAUUGCUGAUGGGUAUAACGAACUUAUUAUACUGGACGGAAAAGGGGUCGCUGUUGGAAAAUUUAAUUAUCAAAACCUUUCACAGCCAUCAGGGAGCUGUGUAACAGAAGGAGGUUCUCUGCUUGUUUCCGGGUGUUUCUCUAACAAUGUUUUUCAAUUCGGGCGAGAUGGCGAACUUCUCGGGGAAGUAUUGAAAGCAGACGAUAGUUCCUCUAACAAUGUGUUUCAAUUCGGGCGAGAUGGUGAACUUCUUGGAGAAGUAUUGAAAAUAGACAAUAGUCAAACGUGCAUGCAAGCAAUUUGUUGUACCCAGCAUACAGAUCAGAUGCUGAUUGGAAGUAAUUCGAACAAUAUUAAGGUUUACGACUUGGUAAUAUUAUCAUAUACUAAAUCCGGUUACUGAUAUACAUGUAUGUAAAUAUUUUGAGCAAAUCAAUAGUAGUUGCAAGACCGAUUACAUUUAAUAAAAUAAUGUGCAUUUGAUAAACCACUUUUAAACUAGAGUGUAAAAGCUAUCAAAAACGUUUAUGUUGGACAGUACAAAUAUCAAUAAAGAUGUUAAAAGAAGAUAAGUAUAAACAUUACGGGAAUCAGUAUGACCGACGAAUAGGAAUAUCCAUUUCAAAUCAUAAUUGUAUUACGUGUCACAAAUUUGGCAAUGGUCGUGUUUGAUUCCUCAUUGUAUAACAAAAUGUACUAACAUAUUAAAAACUGAAGUUGUUUUCUAUAGUGAUUUUAUACCGGAUUGAGCUAAAUGGACAUUUUUGUAAUAUUACAUUGCAGCAAAUGUUAAUCAAUAUAGUUCCACCCAUCAUAUAUGGUGCUUUAUCAGUAAAAUAUAGUUCAUUUGUUAAACAUAUAUAUGAUAUAUAAAUAUGAAAGUAAGCAGAGUCAAGUCUACGUUCUCAGAUGGUUUUAUGUGACAGUUUUUAGCUUCUGUUCUUCAUUCAAUUAUUACAAAUUAAAAGGAUAAUUAUUGUUAUGUGUUCUCAACAUAGAUUAAGACGGAGGCAAAACAAAUGUUUAUUGAACCGCGUCGAAAACUUAGAUAUGAUCAAUAUUCUCAUUCUGCACGCAAAAAAAAGUUAAUAUCUCAACAAAUAUCUCAAAAACAUCUGUUAAUUUUCGAUUGUGUAACAAUCUACUGCCUACAGAGGAAGAGGAAGGCGGGAAAGUAUUGUUCGAAAUGAGAGAAAUGUAGUCUUUGUAACUCAAAUUAUAUAGGUGAUGAAUUCCAUUACAUUUUUUAUGUAGUUAUUUUGAAAAUAAACGAAAAGGACUCUUACCUAGUAUUAAUCAACAAAACAAAAUAUAUUUACGUUUAGGAAAUAAAGGGAAGAAACAGAUCCGCACAGUUAAAUAUGCUUUUGUUAGGAACCCACCUGGCUAGUCACAUUUCUUUUUGUUCAUAAUCUUUAAAUAUUUUCUGUUUUGCAAAUUUUAGCAUGUAUACAUUAUCCAAUGAAAUAGUGUAGUUAUAUACACUAAACCUGCAAUAGUUCAUUUAAUUUGUAUACACAACCUGAUUACACAUUUGUUUAUAUAUUAUUGUCCACCUUAUCAUAUAUAAAUAUGCUGAGUGUAUCAAUAAAACUU